AGAAAGAAAUUCUGUUAGCGGACGUGGAGACGAUCCUCAUUUAGACCAGUGGGUGCCUUAUUGUCGGAUAGGCUCUGGUGAGCGAGAACUACAGCUUCAAAACCUGGAACAGAAAAGACGAAGAUCUAUUGUUUGAAGUUUGAAGUUUUUGAAAUUGUAUUUAUUCCACAUUUUACACCGAGUAUUGGCACAGAAGUACAGGGCCAUUUGCAAAGCGCAGUUGAGAUAAACAACGAAGCUUCUACACCCACAACAAAAAGAGACUCGAAUCAGUGAAUUUCAAGAUGCGUCAGACCCUCAUCAUCCUUCUCGUCCUCGCAAUCGUCGGGGCUGCCUUGGUCGAUGCAAGCAAGGCUGAUUUUCAACGUCGAGGCAUGGAACAGUCCAAGAAGAUUAGGGGCGGAAUGGAGCGAGUGAAAUCCUUCGGUAACACAUGGAGGGUCGAUGACGAGGCCGAAAGAGGGCGUCGCGCCAUCGGCAACGGAUGGAGGGUCCAGGAAGAGGCUAGAAGAGGGCGUCGUGCUGGAAUGAAGAACCUUCGAGAGAAGGUCAACGAACUGCAGAGCCCUAAUAGCGCUAAAGAGAUGUUCAAGCUUCGGACCAAGAAGGCUGCUGGGAAAGCCAAGUUGUCUAGGCGGCCAGUAGGCCCAAAUUAAGUUCCCAAAUUAAUUUCCGUAAUGACCGACCGAGAGAUGAAUCCAACAUGAAGAGGGCGUUUUAGAAGCGACCAUAAACCUGUAUAGGAGUAUAAAUUGGUUCCGGGGUUCUGUGAAAAAAAUUAGUUUGAGUUAUUAAGUACCCGUAUGUAUGUCUUUCUGCUGAAAUGUUAGUGUCUUUGCUUCGUUACAGAUAUGGUAUCGAUGGCGUGGGGGGGGGGGGGGCUCAAAAUGUUACCACAAUUUUGUUUUCGAUGUUUUCAUUUUGCAAGCAUUCAACUCUUAUACUUUAGUCGUUUUUUAUGAACCUAGUUUUUUUGGAGAAUUUUUUUAUUUUAUUGGAAUGUAAAUGUAAAUCACAAAUAAAAAUAAGUCAAAUCUUGGUCAUCUUGUAAUCGUGCCUUUGGUGAUAUGUUGAUUGAUGAGAUAGACUAAGUAGAGCAGAUAAACC
Messenger RNA from Strongylocentrotus purpuratus (purple sea urchin), 1107 nucleotides. RefSeq lists its product as uncharacterized. Lineage: Eukaryota; Metazoa; Echinodermata; Echinoidea; Camarodonta; Strongylocentrotidae. Bases 285 to 656 code for a protein of 123 amino acids. The transcript is spliced from 3 exons. The record is from RefSeq and is a predicted model, not a curated record.